CAACAUGUCCUACAACUGCUGUUCUGGAAGCUUCCCCUCCUGCUCCUGUGGGGGCUACCUGCGCUACCCAGGCUCUUCCUGUGGCUCUUCCUACCCCAGCAACCUCGUCUACAGCACUGAUCUCUGUUCUCCCAGCACCUGCCAGCUGGGUUCCUCUCUCUAUAGGGGCUGUCAGGAGACCUGCUGGAGGCCCAACAGCUGUCAGACAUCCUGUGUAGAGUUCAGCCCCUGCCAGACCUCCUGCUACUACCCCACGACCCACAUGCUCUGCAAUUCUUGCCCGACUAUGCACGUUGGAUCUCGGAGUUUUGGAUCCAAUAGCUGCUGCUCCCUGAGCUGUGGAUCCAGGAGCUGCUCCUCACUGGGUUGUGGAUCCAAUGGCUUCAGAUAUCUGAAUUAUAGAAUCCAUGUCUUCCCUUCCCAGAGUUAUAGAUCCAGAUUCUGCCACCCAUUUAGGAGGUGGUUCCAUUCAUCUUGUUAUCAGCCAUUCUGUAGAUCUGGUUUCUACUGACUAAUGUG
Messenger RNA from Rhinopithecus roxellana (golden snub-nosed monkey), 519 nucleotides. Its product is annotated as keratin-associated protein 13-3. Bases 5 to 511 code for a protein of 168 amino acids. The transcript has a single exon. NCBI's taxonomy places the organism in Eukaryota, Metazoa, Chordata, Mammalia, Primates, Cercopithecidae. The record is from RefSeq and is a predicted model, not a curated record.